Dibothriocephalus latus is the source of this 411-nucleotide messenger RNA. Lineage: Eukaryota; Metazoa; Platyhelminthes; Cestoda; Diphyllobothriidea; Diphyllobothriidae. The record is from the annotation of a GenBank genome assembly.
AUGGUGUCAUGGGUAAAUGAGAUCGCUGCGUCGGCUGGCUUGUCCAUAAAUAUCGAGACACAAACUCGAGCUGCACCCCUGGAGAUUAAUCGCCGUCAACUCGAAGGAGUCGACAGCUUUAAAUACCUCGGGGCGAGACCGCUAUCGACUGGACAGAGUAAGGACGACAUUGUCUCCCAAAUCGAUGCUGAUUACGGGGUUUUCUCAAUCAUCCGAAAGCGCCUAUGGAUUCGACGCGACCUCUCCAUCGCCAUGAAGAUCCGUGUGUACCGUAUACCCGUCCUGCCAGUCUUCUAUGACGACAUGAAAGCCGCCAACAUUAAGUCUGAUUCCUGUCAGUCGAACUAUCAACACUGUUAUCUAAUCUACGUUGUGGUCGACACUGCCUCCCCGGUAGAUGAAGUCUUAUGA